Ilyonectria robusta is the source of this 519-nucleotide messenger RNA. RefSeq lists its product as uncharacterized. Lineage: Eukaryota; Fungi; Ascomycota; Sordariomycetes; Hypocreales; Nectriaceae. The record is from RefSeq and is a predicted model, not a curated record. The transcript has a single exon. The annotation marks the transcript as partial.
UUUAUCCACCUUGCUGAACUCAAUGUGAUUGUGUGUUCUAUAUGCAAGUGGGCAGUAUUGGCGGAUGAAGUGGUAUCGCAUCUAGGUCAAGAAAAGCACCGCCGAGCAUUCACAGCGCGACAAAGGCGGGAGAUCAGGGAUAGGAUCUAUGAAAUCCCACGAAUUUUGAGGCGACAGGAAGACUUAGACGACUUUCGAUUUCCCGCCCCAACUGAUCCGUCACUACCACAUAUUGCACCUCCGGCAACAGAUGGGUUAAGGUGUGAUGAGUGUGGAUAUGUACUUCGAGCAAGGAGUCACAUGCUGACGCAUUGCCGAGAUGAACAUGGCUGGAGUAAUAACUGGACUAGAGGGGGCAAUGUGAAGCUGCGGGCUACGAGGCAACGGAGUCUGCCGUGGACAACUGGGGUGCAUUAUCAACGAUUGUUUCCAUCGCGCCGUGCAAGUAGAUGCUUUGAGGUUAGUAAGUAGAUGGGAUGCCCGCGCUCCUAGCAGAGCGUUGAAUAUAGCACAGCCCGA